AUGGAGAAAAUUAUGAGCAGAGGUGUGAGAAAAGGUGCAUGGACACGUGAAGAAGACAAGUUACUAAAAGCUUGUAUUGACAAGUAUGGUGAAGGAAAAUGGCAUUUAAUUCCACAGAGAUCAGGAUUGAAUAGGUGCAGGAAAAGUUGUAGAUUGAGAUGGUUAAAUUACUUAAACCCCACCAUUAACAGAGAAAGUUUUUCUGAGGAUGAAGUUGAUAUGAUUCAAAGGUUACACAAACUUCUAGGAAACAGAUGGGCAUUAAUUGCUGCAAGGCUUCCGGGUAGAACAUCUAAUGACGUGAAGAAUUAUUGGCACACACAUUUGCGCAAGAAGAUGAUUUCAAAAAAAUUAAAAGAAAAAAAAGAAAAACAGAAAUCUAAUGAAACUUUGAAAGCUCACGAAGUUAUUAAACCUCAACCUCGAACUUUUUCAUCUCAUUCACCUUGGUUGAAUGGGAAAAAUAAUGUGAAAAUUAAAGAUGUUAGUGUUGCUAAAGAUAGUAACAUAAAGAGUAUUAUAACACCAAUUAUUGGUGAUGGAGACUGUGCUGCACCCCCAUGUCUUGGAAACUCAACACUGUCAACCAUGUGGUGGGAAAGUUUGUUGGGAGCUAACAAUGACAAAAUUGGUUCAUGCUCUUUAUUACAAGAGGAGGGAAAUUCCAUUUUAGGGUUACCAAAUAUUGAGAACUAUUUUGUUGAAGUUCCCAAUAAUGUAGGUGAUUGUAAUUGGGAUUUUAGUCUUUGUGAAUUUGAUUCUCUUCUAGAUAUUUUAAAUUAG
Messenger RNA from Lathyrus sativus (Indian pea), 783 nucleotides. The record is from the annotation of a GenBank genome assembly. Lineage: Eukaryota; Viridiplantae; Streptophyta; Magnoliopsida; Fabales; Fabaceae.